CUCGAAAGAAUAUCUACCUUCUCCGUCGUCCUUCCUAAUACAUGCGGUUCGACGAGAUCGCACGGACGUCGUCGCCUCCUACUAUUCCGAGAGAGUUCACAAAUUUCCCCAUGUCUGUCAGCUUGGUGGAUCGUUCUGUGCCAAGUCAUAUUUUCAAUGACUGUCUUGCGAUGCGCACGAUACGUGCUGGCACAAUCUCACCUGAUGAUCACAAAGUCCAUGUUACACAAACUGGCGAUUGACUGGGGCAUGGAAAAUUGCGAAUUGCACCUCGCCAUUCUGCCUGUGGACCGACUCACUGCACUUGCUUUAAACCGCCUCAACGCCAGUGCACCAGUUGGCAUUUCAACUCUAUCGUUCAAUGUCCGACUUCCACGGGUCGCAAAACUUGAUAACAUAGUGCUAGGGCAAGACAGCUUGAACUGGCACAGAAAACUUUCUUGUGCGAUGAACGACAUUCUUGUUUUCGAGUUAGGAUGUUCGGAGGAUGAACCAAGCGGUAGCUGCGAUAUAGAAUGGUGGAAGGCUUACAAGGAGAUUGAACCAGCGCUCCACUGUGUAACUUUACUUUCCUCGGAUUCGGGUCAUCGAGACGAAACAUUUGGUUUAUUCAACAGGUUAAAGCAUCUAGUUACAAUUUUACGCAAUCCUACUUGCCAUCAGCCAUCUUACUCGUGUACUUGCGAAUGUGGACCAAUCCCAUGAGUCAAACCACUUCCAGAUUUCAACUACAUAUUUCACUCAAUUCUGCUUCAUGCAUUGUGGUCGUUCAACGUUCAACCUCGGAAUGAGCAUGAGAGAUAAAAUUAUAUUCAAACAUUGUGUCCGAGUACGAAUUUUGUGAGAGUGCUAACUACUAUGGAGUGCUGAUCGCA
Messenger RNA from Suillus plorans, 875 nucleotides. RefSeq lists its product as uncharacterized. The coding region runs from base 157 to 705 and encodes 182 amino acids. The transcript has 4 exons. The record is from RefSeq and is a predicted model, not a curated record. NCBI's taxonomy places the organism in Eukaryota, Fungi, Basidiomycota, Agaricomycetes, Boletales, Suillaceae.